Molecule: messenger RNA, 5711 nt
Organism: Rhineura floridana
Lineage: Eukaryota; Metazoa; Chordata; Lepidosauria; Squamata; Rhineuridae
Gene: LGI3
Product: leucine rich repeat LGI family member 3
Exons: 9
Coding region: 1-1644 (547 amino acids)
Biological process (GO): regulation of exocytosis
Cellular component (GO): synaptic vesicle
Molecular function (GO): protein binding
Source: RefSeq, a predicted model, not a curated record
AUGGUGCUGUCCUCGUCGCGAUCCUCAGUGGCCCUGGGAGAGUGGCGGCAGCGGCAGAGGAGGAGCCCCCACUCGGCCCUCGUUGUAUCUCGAUUUGAGACUCCCACUCUGAGCCGCUACUGGAGUGCCUGGCUACUUGGCAGACUGAGACUGGAUGAACAGCAAUCUGCCCUCUGGAGUUUACUCUUACUCUGGAACUGCAGGACCCUGAUAAAUGCCGCCUUCAGUGAAAUCAAAGAAGCCGCCUUUGCUCAUCUCCCGUUCUUGCAGUUCCUGUUAUUGAAUUCCAACAAAUUUUCCUUGAUCGGGGACAAUGCAUUCACUGGACUCUCGCACCUGCAGUACCUGUUCAUCGAGAAUAACAACAUCCAGUCUCUGUCAAAAAACACCUUCCGUGGACUCAAGACUCUAACACACCUUUCUUUGGCCAACAACAAUCUGCAGAAGCUGCCCAGAGACCUCCUGAAGCCCUUGGACAUCCUGAGCGACCUAGACCUCCGGGGCAAUUCCUUGAUCUGUGAUUGCAACAUCAAGUGGUUGGUAGAAUGGAUGGAGAGCACCAACACGAGCGUACCUGCCAUUUUCUGCGGAAGCCCCCCUCAGUACCAAGGCCAGAUGAUCCGGGACCUGCCCCUCAAGAAUUUUGACUGUGUCACCACAGACUUCGUCGUGCAUCAGGUCCUGCCUUUCCAGUCUGUGUCUGCAGAGCCUUUCCUGUACGCCAGUGACCUCUAUGUGGCUUUGGCCCAGCCAAGUUCCAGCAGCUGCACCAUCCUCAAAUGGGACUAUGUAGAGCGCAAGCUGCGGGACUUUGACCACAUCCCUGCUCACUCAGUGGUCUACUGCAAGCCAAUUGUGGCUGAGUCGCAGCUGUAUGUCGUGGUGGCCCAGCUCUUCGGCGGCUCCUACAUUUAUCGCUGGGACAGCAACACUGACAAGUUCAUCAAGAUCCUAGACAUCGACAGCCAGAAGAUCCGUAAGCCCAACGACAUUGAGGCCUUCCAGAUUGAAGGUGAUUGGUUCUUUGUCAUCGCUGACAGCUCCAAGGCAGGCUCCACCAGCCUCUACCGCUGGAACCAAAAUGGCUUCUACUCCCAUCAGGACCUGCACUCGUGGCACCGUGACACUGACGUGGAAUAUGUGGAGACUGAUGGCCAGCCCUGGCUCAUCAUUUCCAGCAGCUCCCAGGUGCCCAUCAUCUACCAAUGGAAUCGUUCGCAAAAACAAUUUGUCCACUUGGGCGAUGUGGCGGAAGUGAUGGACGUGCAGAUGGUCAAGCAUUUCCGAAUCAAGAGGGACAGCUACUUGUGCCUGAGCCGUUACAUUGGCGACUCCAAGGUGGUCAAGUGGGAGGGUCUGCGGUUCACGGAGGUGCAGACCUUGCCCUCCCGGGGUUCCAUGGUCAUGGAGCCCUUCAGGGUGUCUCAGCACCAAUACGUGGCCCUGGGCAGUGACUUCUCCUUUACCCACAUCUAUCUUUGGGAUGAAGAGAAGCAGAGAUUUGAGAAGUUCCAGGAACUCUCGGUCCAGGCCCCACGAGCGUUCCGCCCCAUCCCCUUAGAGGACAUAGAUGUCCUACUGGCCCCCAGCUUCAAGGGAAACACACUGGUGUACAAGCAUGUUGUGGUAGACCUCAGCUUGUAGGGUGGAUAGGUCAUUGCUCUCCCCCCCCCACUGCACCACACCACACAUGCUCUUUCCCUGGGGGUGCCUCAUGCGUUAAGUAGCAUGUGGGCACUGUAAUCACUUGGAGCAAGGCUGGUUGAUCACUGUCCCUGAAUCAACUUGGAUGUAUAUGCAAUAAUACAUACCCCUGGACCUCAUAUCAUUAUGUCCAUGCAAUAUAGACCAAGUGUCUUGGUUGAAACUCAAAUCUUGCUGCCAAAAUUUGAGCACUGAAAUAACUAUGUGCAUGUUCGCAUGCGUGUGCGCACCCACCCACACCACAACUCAUUGGAAUGGCUGCCACACACGGAGGGGACUUUUUGAAGUGAUCCCCUGAAUGUACAUCCUCCAUGAAUUUGUCUCCUCCUCUUUUCAAGCCAUCCAAGUUGGUGGCCAUCACUGUCUCCUGUGGGAGCAAAUUCCAUAGUUUAACUAUGCACUUUCUAUACAAAAGAAGUUCUUUCUUUUCUCUAUCCUGAAUCUUCCAACAUUCAGCUUCAUUGGAUGUCCACGAGUUCUGGUGUUAUGAGAGAGGGAAGAACACCUUUUCCUGUUCACUUUCUCCAUGCCAUGCAUAAUGUCAUACACUUCCAUCAUGCCCUUACUUGCCUUUUCUCUAAACUAAAAAGCCUCAAAUGCUGCAACCUUUCCUCAUAGGGGAGUCACUCCAUCACCUUGAUCAUCUUGGUUGCCCCUUUCUGAAUCUUUUUCAACUCUAUUCUUUUUGAGGUGAGACAACCAGAACUGUCCACAGUGUUCCAAAUGCGGCCGCACAAUAGAUUUGUAUAAUUAUGAUAUCAGCAGUUUUAUUUUCAAUCCUUUUCUACAGGCCCCUAGCAUGGAAUUUGCCUUUUUCACAGCUGCCACACAUUGGCAUGACAUCUUUUUCAAGCUAUCCACUAGGACUCCAAGGUCUCAUUCCUGGUCAGUCACUGCCAGUUCAAACCACAUGAGCAUCUAUGUGAAAUUAAGAUCUUUUGCUUGAAUAUGCAUAACUUUACACUUGUUUACAUCAAAUUGCAUUGUAGCGCCCAUUCAUUCGGUUUGGAGAGGUCCAUUGGGAGCUCUUUGCAAUCCUUUUUUGUUUUAAUAACCUGAACAAUUUACUAUCACCAGCAAAUGUGGCCACCUCACUGCUCUUCCCUAAGACUAGAUAGUUUGUGAACAAUUUAAAAAACACAGGUCCCAAUACAGAUGCUUGGGGGAUUUCUACCUCCCUCCAUUGGGAGAACCGUCCAUUUAUUCCUACUCUCUGGUUCAACCAGUUCCUGAUCCACAAUAGGACUUCUCAUCAUAUUCCAUGGUUGCUAAGCUUACUCAGGAGUCUUUGACGAGGUACCUUGUUGAAAGCUUUUUGAAAGUUCAAGUACAUUAUGUCAGCUUGAUCACCUCUACCUAUAUGCUUGUUGACACUCUCAAAGAACUCUAAUAGAUUAGUAAGACAGGACUUACCCUUGCAGAAGUCAUGCUGGUUCUUUUUCAGCAAGUCUUGUUCUUCUUUAUGCUUGGCUACCUUAUCUUUAACAAUACUUUCCACCAGUUUUCCUGGGACUAACCGGUUAAACUAACCGGCCUGUAAUUUUGGGAUCCCUCCAGAUCCCUUUUUAAAGAUUGGUCUGACAUUGUCCACUUUUCAGUCCUCAGGUACAGGAUCUGAGGGACGUUACAUAUUCUUGUUAGAAGAUCCACAAUUUCACAUUCAAGUUCUUUGAGAACUCUCAGGUGGAUACCAUCCAGACCCAGCGAUUUGUCAAUUUUUGUUUUGUCUGUUAAGACUAAGACUUCAUCCCUCAUCACCACUAUUUGCCUCAGUUCCUCAUAUUCCCUUCAAGUUUGUUCAGGGACAGGGAUCUGUCCUAUAUCAUCUGUUGUGAAGACAGAUGCAAAGAAUUAAUUUAGCUUCUCUGCAAUCUCUUUAUCCUGCUUUAGCACACCCUUCACUCCCUUAUCAUCCAAGGGUCCAACUGCCUCCCUAGGUGGUCUCCUGCUUUUAAUGUAUUUAAAUUUUGUUGUUCUUUAUGUUUUUAGCAAUGCGUUCCUCAAAUUAGUAUCCCUUAUUGCCUGCUUGCAUUUCGUUUGCCAAAGUUUGUGUUACAUUUUAUUCUUGUUGUUUGGUCAAACUUCCAUUUUUUGAAGGAAGCCUUCUUGCCUCUAAUAGCUUAAUUGAAUCUGCUCAUUAACCAUGCUGGCAUUCUCUUCAUGGUGGUGGUACUUUUCCUGAUCUGCAGUAUACACUCCAGCUGAGCUUCUAAUAUUGUGUUUUUACACAACUCCCAAACAUUUUGGGGUUAUUUCACCCUCUGGACUAUGCCUUUCCACCUCCUUUUUACCAAGGAAACUUGGUAAAAGUUUUGUGGAAGUUUCCUCCUUGAAGUAAGAUGUGACCAUGUUGGAUUUUCUAGGCAAUUGGCUAUUUACAUGUAUGUUUAAUUUAAUAGCUCCCAAUUGGUUUGACAACACUUGCAUCUCCUGGGCGCCACUUAAGAUUAAGUCCAGGGUUGCUGCCCCUCUGGUCAGUUCCAUGACCAACUAUUCUAGGGCACAGUCCUUUAGGAUACCUAGAAAAUUUGGCUCUUUGCCAUUAUUGGAACACGUAUGUAGCCAGUCUACGUCAGGCUAGUUGGAUGCUUCCUCAAUUUCAUUUUUCAUCUCAAGAACUCUCUGAGCAUUUUGAUCAGGGAGACAAUAGCAUAUCACAAAUACUAAAUUACUCUUGGGGUCUGGUAUCACUAUCCGCAAUGAUUCUGUGGAGGAGUCUGCCUCUUUUGGGGUUUCUAGCUUGCUGGAUUUAAUGUCCUUUUUCACGUACGCAGCGACACCACCUCCAAUACGUCGUUCCCUGUCCUUCUUAUAGUUUAUAUCCAGGGAUCACCGUGCCCCACUGUUUUCGCCAUCCCACCAGGUUUCAGGUAUGCUCACUAUCUCAAUGCUGUCCUCUAAGACCAAGCACUCCCGAUCUCCCAUCUUGGCUCGGAGGCUUCUAGCAUUAUUAGCGUAUAGACACUUGUAUACAGUGUCUCUUUUCAAGUGUCACUGGCACUUGUGUUGAGACCAUGGUGCUUUUGCCUCUCUGAAUUGCUAUCCCGGGCCCCUGUACUCACCAUGCCAAGUUCAGUAGGGGACAAAAUUUCAGAACUCCUAAUCUAGAGUGUUUACAUUAAUUUUAGUCCUCUGUAUUGUUUGCCUUGUGGUAGUGCAGAAAUCUGUGCUUGCGCGGUUACCUAGUAACCAUAGGCAGUGAGACUAGCACUUCUUGUUUUUUUAAUGGAAUCUGAAAGAAACUGAGCAUGCUUGUUUCCCUAGCAACCAGAAGGAGUGGAAAUGUAAAAUUAGAGGGGGUGGUCAUUAGGAAACUGCAUGAUUGAUCCUUCAUAGAGUGUGUGAAUUGAAAAGACCAUCUUUGCAGCUAACAUUGAGCAUUCACUGCAGAUGGUGCAAAAAGAAACAGAGGUAAAAACAAUGUCUUUAGUAUGAAGUAAUGUUGCUGUGUGGAUAAGCUCUAAGGUUGUUGGUUUAUUGAAGGAGUUCAAAAGGAAAUACUGGUACGUAUUGGGGUCUUAAAGGUACUUGUUGACAGUUUCUGAAGACUCCAGAGACACCACUGCUGACCCCAUCCUCAGGCCCAAUUCCCUAAACCUCCACCCCAGCCACAUACUCCCACACAACCCACUUCAGCUGCUGGGGACAACCUGCCUCUGUACCACAACGCGUCUCUGGUUGCCCUCCUGGCUACUUGGACAGUUUAGCCAAUUUUUAAAACCUACUUGAGUCAUUUCCCUCUGGUAAGACCUUUUCACCAGGCAGCCUCUCAGGCCGCAUAUCCCAAUCUUCACCACACAAGUAUUAAUAACACACUGGGUAUUCCUAUACAGGCCGUAGCUAUUCUCCUCAGCUUUUCUCUCUGGUCUUUCCCCCUUUUUAAAAUUCCAGCUUGGUUAUUAAAGUAGUAUUUUAAGUCUGCAUCAGUCAGCUUAAGAUGCCUCUCCAAAACAAGCCAUGUGUAGAAGGAGGCUAAUAAUUGUGUUUUGAGCCAUAUAUAUAAUAAA